CUAGCCUCCAGAUGUCCUCUCCCUCCCCUCCCAUAGUGGAGAGGUGCUUUCUACGCACACACACACACCACCCAUCGUGGCUGUGUUUAUCUCUCCCUCCGGGGAGGAUUAGUGCUCCUCAUCAGUGCCUGCCGCCGCCCUCGUCGGCCUCCUGCCACCUCAUUGGCUGCUGCUCUCAGGACCACCGCUGACUGGAGAUCACUGUGACGACCAGGAAGGGGGCGUUCUGUUAUUGCCGUGGUGGUGGGGAGGCGACCACUCACCAAAUCACCGACCAGCUGGGACCCCCAAAACAUUGAGGAAAAAAAGGAUUGAAGGAAAUAGAAAAAUUAUAAUAAGGGAUUAACUGUCGGCUUCAACGGAGCAAUCAGGGAGUUUGUUGAAAACGGCACCAAAAAACACCCAGAUUCUCUCUCUCUCUAUCUCUCUCUGUGUGUGCUAAGUUGCUGGUCGAAGUGGACAGCUGUUCCAAAACAAGGGAAGGAGGAAUGGAGGAAAAAAACAGUGAAAUAAAAAACAGCCCUUGGGUAAAAGACUCAUUCUACAUCUUGUUUUCUAAAGCCACCAUAAUAUAAUGAGAGAGAGGUGCAUCGCUGAACGAGUGCAGCAUGCUUCAGCACUGAGGCAGAACGAAGGAAGGAGCGGCGUGUGAGAGAGACGGUGACAGCCUGUGAUAGAGGGAUGAGGGAGGAGUGCAAGGGAGAGGGAGCGAGAGAGCAGAACUGGAAGGUCAUUACCACUAGGCGAGACAGAAAUUAACAGGGAUCUGUCACUCUUUGACACCUACUCUCUUAAAGGCUACCUUCAACACAAAUCAACAAAAGAGCUGAAUCCUGCUGCAUUCGCAUAUAGGAAACCCCUCCACAGAACCUGACUCAACCAGCCAAUGCAUUCCCAGAGGAAUGUCCAUUGUGAAGAGGACACUCCUACCUUGUUCCUAUCCUUCUAAAUGUACCUAACCAAAGAACUUGGUCACUUGUUAUGACUGUCUGACCACAACAUCCUCCUUUGACUGCGGCCCAAACCAGGAAUUGGCCUCUGUCUACAGAAAGGAAGAAGGGAAUAUCUUUGACCAGCCGCUGCUAAGAGGAAUAGCCUCAUCUGUUGUUUACGAGAACACACACUGGAUUGGUGAAUGUGUCUCAAACCAAGACGGACUAGGUGUACUAAAGAGGCAUCCCUAUUCCCUAGAAUCCCUACACUGUACUACAAACAGGAAUAUCUGUAUCGGUUGACGUAAACACAUACUGGAGGGGUAGGCUGAGGCAAUUGGAGAGCUGACAGACAGAUUGACCGCCAGACAGGCGGCAUUUGAUCUCAACAUGGGAGAGACAGCCGAGUACCAGCGACUGUCCAGCGAUGACGAGGAGAAGCUAGGCAGUAAUAUGCAGUCGGAGGAGGGCACAGAAUGGCUCCUGGAGCUGCUGAUGGAGGUGCAGCUGCAGCAGUACUUCCUGCGUAUCCGCGACGACCUCAACGUGACGCGACUCUCCCACUUCGACUACGUCAAGAACGAGGACCUGGAGAAGGUCGGCAUGGGGCGACCCGGCCAGAGACGGCUGUGGGAGGCGGUCAAGAGGAGGAAAGCUAUGUGCAAGCGGAAGUCCUGGAUGAGCAAGGUGUUCAGUGGGAAGCGUCCGGAUGGCGGGGACUUCCAGCAGGCGGCGCCCACCUCCUCCUUCCGCAAGCUGUCCCCCACGCCACCCCCAGCUGUUGAGGGGGGUCCUCAGUCCCUGUCCCAGCCCCCCCAGCACCAGGCCCUCACCUGUCUGAUCAGCGAGAAGGACCUUGCUCUCUUCGAGAAGCUCGGCGACGGCUCCUUCGGGGUGGUCAAGAGGGGCGAGUGGUUCACGCCCGCCGGGAAAGUGUUGACUGUAGCGGUCAAGUGUCUGAAGACAGACAUGCUGAGCCAGCCGGAGGCGUUGGACGACUUCAUCUGCGAGGUCAAUGCCAUGCACUCCCUGGACCACCAGAACCUCAUCAGGCUGUAUGGAGUGGUGCUCACACAACCCAUGAAGAUGGUGACCGAACUAGCCCCGCUUGGCUCCCUCCUGGAGCGCCUGUGCUGCGUUCGGCCACAGGGCCCCAUCCUCAUCCACAUGCUGUGCCAGUACGCCGUGCAGGUGGCGUGUGGCAUGGCCUACCUAGAGCAGCGGCGCUUCAUCCACCGUGACCUGGCCGCCCGCAACAUCCUGCUGGCGUCGGCCCAGAGGGUAAAGAUUGGCGACUUCGGUCUGAUGCGGGCGCUGCCCAACAACCACGAACACUACGUCAUGCAGGAGCACCGCAAGGUGCCGUUCGCAUGGUGUGCCCCGGAGAGCCUGAAGGCGCGGACAUUCUCCCACGCCACAGACACCUGGAUGUUCGGGGUGACGCUGUGGGAGAUGUAUACCCACGGACAGGAGCCCUGGCUGGGCCUCAAUGGCAGCCAGAUCUUACACAAGAUUGACAAGGAGGGUGAGCGUCUACCCAAGCCAGAGGACUGUCCCCAGGACAUCUACAACGUCAUGCUGCAGUGCUGGGCCCAGAAACCUGAUGACAGGCCCACCUUUGUCGCCCUCAGGGAGUUCCUGCUCGAGACCAUGCCAACAGACAUGUGCGCGCUGCAGGACUUUGAAGAGUCCGACAAGCUUCAGAUUCAGGUCAAUGACGUGAUCACCAUCAUCGAGGGCAGAGCGGAGAACUACUGGUGGCGGGGCCAGAACAAGCGCACGCUGAAGUUGGGCCAGUUCCCCAGGAACGUGGUGACCUCGGUUGCAGGCCUGUCGGCCCAUGACAUCAGCAGACCCCUCAAACACAGCUUCAUCCACACAGGCCAUGGAGACACAGACCCACACCGCUGCUGGGGCUUCCCGGACCGCAUCGACGAUCUGUACCUAGGGAACCCCAUGGACCCACCAGAUGUCUUGGGGUUGGACCUCAAUGCUUCCCGGCCUACUCAGCUACCAGGACGAGCAAAAAAGGAGGCACCUACUCGUCCCCCCCAGCCAUUGGUGCUUGUCAAGAAGCCGUGCUAUGACUCGGUGACUGAGGACGAGGAGCUGCCCGCCUCAGGCCUCAAGGGGCUGUCGCUACUGAAAGCGGGCUCCAUCAAAGGCCUCAAGCUGAAACCCGCCACAUGUGUCUCCGCCUCAAAACAGGGGGGCCGUACUAUGGGAUCAGGCCACACCCCCAGUGAUGUGUCACUCAUCGACUUUGGAGAGGAGGUUCCACCGGCCGCAUCCUCCCCCUCCCCAGUGGUGGAGCUCCAGGUGCCCUCGUUGGCCAAGCUGGCCCUGGACGCAGAGUUUAUUCUGGAUCGUACUCCUACCCAGAGCCCAUGGCGCUCGCUGCCCCGCCCCUUACACCCCACGCCAGUGGUGGACUGGGAUGCCCGGCCCUUACCUCCACCUCCUGCGUACGAUGACGUGGCGCAGGACGAGGAGGACAUGGAGGUGAGCUCCAUCAACUGCCUGAAUCAGCAGCAGGGGGGGAUGGGUGAGAGCCACAGCCCCACAGAGACCUUGCCGGCUGGUGAGGAGAAGGCCAUGGCCAGUGCAGCCGACAAACCCCUGGAGGACAACCUUUUCCUGCCCUCUAAGCAGGGCCUGGCCUCCACAUCCUUCUCUCAGUCAGCUGAGAUCUUUCAGGAGCUCCAGCAGGAGUGCAUGAGGAGGCUCAAUGUGCCCACGGGAGGAGGUCCCCAGCCCCCCUUGCUGUCCCCAAUCUCCGGCCUCCAGUCAAUGGACGUCCACCGCCAGAUCAUCUUGUUCUUCUCUGAGGACAAGCCCCAGAUCCCUCCACGCGUACCCAUCCCGCCUCGCCCUGUCAAACGGGGGGACUACACCCGCUGGUCCGGUGACCUCUCCCUGUCCCUGACUCCAGCUUCUGAGGAAGUUCAGGACCGCCCCCCUCAGAUCCCCCCGCGGGACCCCCUGUCACAGCCGGGCUCGCGCACCCCCAGUCCCAUGGGCCAACAGGUGGGCUCCCCCCAGCAAAGGACAAUGGUUUUCCCCAGUGCCCCUCCUCCGCCCACAUACGGAUCCUACCUCUCCACGUCCCCGGGGAAACUCAUGCCCACCACACAUAGCUUUGCCUUGGACCCCAAAUAUGCCGCACCCAAGGUCAUCCAAGCACAAGCCCAGGGUAAGGACCUGGCCAAGGGGCCCUGCAUCCUGCCCAUCGUCCGCGACGGCCGCAAAAUCAGCAACACGCACUACUACCUCCUGCCUGAGAGGCCGCCUUACCUGGACCGCUACGACCGCUUCUUCAGGGAAGUGGAAAAUGUGCCGACUGGUGGCAGCAGUGGGAUAUGCGAGGAGAGGCGGCAGGCCAACACGGCCACGGUCAGGCCCAUGAUGGUCAACCAGCAGCCGCAGAACCAGGGGGGAGACCUCAAGCCCAACUUUUCCUCCAACAACAACACUAGCCUGGGCUUUCGGCUGGGCAUGAAGUCCUCCCUCAGCCUGUCCAGGGUCAGCUCUGAUGGGUCAGCCGGCAGGGCAGAGGGGGGAACCACAGCAGAUGGGGUCAAGAUGGUGCAGGAGGCGGUCCAUGGCGUGACUAUAGAGGAGUGUCAGACAGCCCUCCAGAACCACAACUGGAACGUGCAGAAAGCUGUGCACUACCUCAAGGUUGAGCAGCUUUUCUGUCUUGGCCUGAAGACCAGGACGGAGUGUCUCAAGGUGCUGGAGUAUUAUGACUGGAACCUGGAGGUGGCCAGCACUCAGCUCCUGGACUCCUACGGCUCCUUCCGGCAAAGGCGGUGACCGAUGUCACAAGGAGCAACGGCUGAGUCCGUUCAGAACUCAUUUCAUUCAUCAGCGGUCUUUGAAGGGGCGGAGUCUGCUACCGUCUCUCCGUUACGAUUUGCCAGAUGCAUCCAAUAUGCAGUCCACACUGAGGACCUGGAAGCUAACCCGCACUAACACCGAAUAGGAGCGGAAGUCUGCUUAGAACGCAAGGAGUGGAACCAUACUCUUGAAGGGACCAUGUUGUCUGCUGGUCCCUUACCUAAAGCUCAGCACUGAAGGAAAAAUGUCCUCUUUCGGUGCUGGUCUAUACCCAAUUCAGUUAUAUCACUGCCACAAUAGACCAACUUAGAUUACCCCUUUGUGUUAUUACUAACUUAUAUGAAUCAGGGUCAUAUUGCAUCCCUUUGAAAAUCAACAGAAACGGCAGUACCAUAGUAAAAGAGUAGACCUCUCCUCUGCCAAAGCACUCCCCUACACCCCUACUGUAUGUGUGCUGUGUUAGGCGGCAGCGUAGCCUAGUGGUUAGAGUGUUGGACUAGUAACCGGAAGGUUGCAAGUUCAAACCCCCGAGCUGACAAGGUACAAAUCUGUCGUUCUGCCCCUGAACAGGCAGUUAACCCACUGUUCCUAGGCCAUCAUUGACAAUAAGAAUUUGUUCUUAACUGACUUGCCUAGUUAAAUAAAAUAAAGGUAGGCCCCUCAGUUUGGAUAGGGACUUUGUUUUCGGGUUGUCAGCAUCUUUCUGCUGCAAUGCCCGCCUUCCCAGGCCUCCCAAGGUGCUCUACUGCGUUUCAGCAGAGGUCAAAGUUCAAAAAGCCCACCUGGAAGGAGAGAACGAACAUUAAAGAGAACUAAACAAUAUGCAUCUGGUCCACGUUUAAGUGGACUCCUUUUAUGUUCUGUUCUACAGAGUUCUAUUUGAUUUAUAUUAAGGAGAGGAAUUACUUUUUUAUGCACACAUACAGUAUAUUAUAUAUAAGAAGAGUUCAGAUGUUUUGAGUUUAUAUAUUUGCAGCGAAUAUGUGCUGAAAUGUGGUGUUUUUUCUUUUUAGUUCUCUGUUCUUUCAUAUAUUUUGCUUUUGAACCGGUUGUUUGAAAAGGACAUAUUGAAAAUGUUCAACUCUCUUGAGAUGUUUUAUUUUCAUUUGAUCAGUUAAGCCGUUUAUGUUAGAAUGUGCUCCCCCUGAAUUGAGUUCACUUGUGGCUCUAAGUACUAUUAAUUUGAUCCACUCCAAAUGUCCAUUUAAUCGUUCCCUACUGGUGAACAGAACGAUUUGACACCUGACUCUUUUUUUGUGCUCCCUCACUAUCUACUCUUAAGUACUUUUCCCACACAAAACUACUGUUGAAAAUGGCCCGCUGGCUUGCUUAUUUUCAAAGCACAUCGAUACUUAAAUAAUUAAUUAAGAACGUUGCCAGUGCUCCAGGACAAAGAUUUCCCGAGCAGAGACAAUACCCCUAGUAACUAGUCUUUACCUCAAGUAUUAGGAGCUAAAACCUUUAGUCAGCACCCAUAGGUUGCAGAGAAUUUUGAGGGGAAGAAAUGUCAGUACUGGCCCUAGUUGGUUACUCACAUCAAGCACAUGCAAGAUCCAAAAUGUCACAAUACUGGAUUAGACUCGGCCAAUAAAGUAUGCAGACCUCUCAAAACCUAGAACAAACUGUAAUGUAAAAUGUGAGUGUCUGUUUUCGAUGUAUUUUCUAUACUGUGCUAUCCUCUAUAUUCAUCAUAGACCAGUGGAGCAGAGAUUCUGUAAUGGUUGCACGCAACCUGCUGUUUUCCGUGUGUUAUGAUUCAAAUUGUGUUUUUGAACAUUAAGAUUUUAUAGUUGAUUCCAAUAUGUAAAUAAGUCUUACUGAGAAGGCCUGCAAACUAAACUCAAAUCAGUUAAAAUUCCAGCACAGACCAACGCGGUUAAACUGGCAGACUACAAGUAGACCGCUCCUACCAGUGUAGCGGGCUUGCAGGCUGGUCUUUCCCCAGUCUUUCUGUAGUCACUGUACCAAUUUGGAUGUUUGACUGGGUUUGUGCCUGUCUCUGUGUGUGAAACAGACUCUCUAGACAUUCUCCAGUGUCUGUUUGUGAACACAGUGUACUGUCUCAUAAACACUUUGCUCGUGUUACAAACUCAAACUUUGUCUCCUUGCCCUGUUCUUUCAGUCGUUUGCCCUCGCAGAUAAGGUCUGGAUGUGUUAAAUCAAUUUGACAGUACGCCCCAUAGCCUAUUGCAGGAUUUAACCUGUAGUGACGCCCAGCCCGUGAACGGGACCGUUAUCAUCAUCUGACACGAAUUAGCAUAAUGCAACGGACAUAAAUCUUCCUAGAAAAUCUUCCUAUUCAUGAAAAUCACAAGUGAAAUAUAUUGGAACACAGCUUAGCCUUUUGUUAAUCACCCUGUCAUCUUAGAUUUUCAAAAUAUGCUUUACAGCCAACGCUAGACAAGCAUUUGUGUAAGUUUAUCAUAGCCUAGCAUAGCAUUAUGCCUUGCUAGCAGCAGGCAAACUUGUCACGGAAAUCAGAAAAGCAAUCAAAUUAAAUCCUUUACCUUUGAUGAACUUCAGAUGUUUUCACUCACGAGACUCCCAGGUAGACAGCCAAAGUUCAUUUUUCCCAAAAUAUAAUUUUUGUAGGAGAAAUAGCUCCGUUUGUUCUUCACAUUUGGCUGAGAAAUCACCCGGAAAUUGCGGUCACCACAACGCCCGAAAAAUAUUCCAAAUUAGCUCCAUAAUAUCGACAGAAACAUGGCAAACGUUGUUUAGAAUCCAUCCUCAAGGUGUUUUUCUAAUAUCUAUUCGAUAAUAUAUCCGUCGUGGCAAUUCCUUUUUCUCUAGGACCGAUUGGAGUAAUGGCUACCUCUGCACUUUACGUGAGAAUCUCUCUCGGAGCCACCAUGUGACCACUUACGCAAUGUGCCCCCAUACGGCUAUUCUUCAACAGAAAUGCGUAAAACUACGUAGAAAGCGUAAGCUCGUUGAUGGUACAUUCACAGAUAUAGGGAGUCAUUGGAACGCAGCGCUUUCAAAACCUGGGGCACUUCCGGAUUGGAUUUUUCUCAGGCUUUCGCCUGCAACAUCAGUUCUGUUAUACUCCGUUUAAAACGGGAACGUUUUUUUUUUUCUUUCAAAAAUGAAAAUACUGCCCCUAACACCAAGAGGUUAUUAAUAGAGUGAGGCGAUCUGUCUUACCUAUCCUCCCGUAAAGAUUUAUGCAAGCCAAUCCUCAAAGGGCUGCGGUAAAGGGUACACGUUUUUGGUUUGGAACACAGCCAUUGUAGAACUUUCUGAAUGCAAUAAUAAUUAUCCUCUUCCAAACAGUCAAGGCCAGCUGUGACAAAAAGAGAAUGCUUCCAUUGCUGUGAACUCCUUGAUAUACAUCAAAAUCCAUGUUGUAAUUCCAUGUCCCCAUGUCUUACACCGUUGAUAUAUUUGAUACCAAGCUGCUGUAGUUGUAGAAGGACUGAAGCGACCUUGUGGUAUUAUUACCCAAAUUAAUGUUCUCCUGUUCAUGUUUUUUUCAAUGUUUUAUGGUUGUAUUACCUUUUUGUUGGUUUGUUAGUUCAAUCCGACGUACCUGUACCAAUGUACUUUCCCAGAAAGUGUUUUAUUUUCACAUGGCUGUACAGUAGAUUUUCCCCCUGGGUGUUCGGAAUUGUGCAAGAGGGCAAAUGCAAGUUAAUGCUGACGAUGUAUACAUUUAUUUUUUAUUAAAGAAUUAACUUUUUUUUUUAUA
Messenger RNA from Oncorhynchus kisutch (coho salmon), 8463 nucleotides. RefSeq names its product activated CDC42 kinase 1. The transcript is spliced from 16 exons. Gene Ontology annotation, molecular function: protein tyrosine kinase activity; protein binding; ATP binding. NCBI's taxonomy places the organism in Eukaryota, Metazoa, Chordata, Actinopteri, Salmoniformes, Salmonidae. Bases 1323 to 4748 code for a protein of 1141 amino acids. Gene Ontology annotation, biological process: regulation of keratinocyte differentiation; negative regulation of epidermal growth factor receptor signaling pathway; protein phosphorylation. The record is from RefSeq and is a predicted model, not a curated record.